GAUCCCCUCUUCCUGCGGUGGGUUUGGGACUGUGACGGCCAGAGCAUUGUUUCGCGCUUUGGAUUACAGAGAGAAAGGGAAAUCCUGCAACCGACGUUAGAAACGCCAGACCAGUAUAUCGCAAUUAAAAUCGGAAUCGGAUCUUUAAGAGAUGGGUAACAGAGAUGAUGAAUACGAUUUCUUGUUCAAAGUGGUGCUGAUUGGAGACUCUGGUGUUGGAAAGAGUAACCUGCUGUCCCGUUUCACACGGAAUGAGUUCAACCUGGAGAGCAAAAGCACCAUCGGUGUGGAGUUUGCCACCCGCAGCAUCCAGGUGGAUGGCAAGACGAUAAAGGCCCAGAUCUGGGAUACAGCUGGACAGGAGCGCUACCGAGCCAUCACCUCAGCGUACUACCGGGGGGCGGUCGGCGCUCUCCUAGUUUAUGACAUUGCCAAGCAUCUGACCUAUGAAAAUGUGGAGCGAUGGCUGAAGGAGCUCCGGGACCACGCCGAUAAUAACAUCGUCAUCAUGCUGGUGGGCAACAAGAGUGACCUGCGCCACCUCAGGGCUGUGCCCACAGACGAGGCUCGCGCAUUUGCAGAGAAGAACACACUAUCAUUUAUUGAGACAUCCGCUUUGGACUCCACUAAUGUAGAAGAGGCAUUCAAAAACAUCCUCACAGAGAUCUACCGAAUUGUAUCACAGAAGCAGAUAGCUGACAGAUCAGCACAUGAAGAAUCUCCAGGCAACAAUGUAGUGGAUAUCAGUGUUCCUCCCACCACCGAUGGGCAGAAAAACAAACUACCCUGCUGCCAAAGCCUGUGACCCUGCCACGCCUUUGACCCUGCCACGCCUUUGACCCACUCCGCUGAAUCCCCUCCACCUCCACCAUCACACUCUGAUUCUGUACCGCCCAUUUCCUCUUUGCUCCCAAAUGUGGCGUCGCCCUGUUCUCCUCUCCUUAUGUGUUCAAGCUUCCCUUUUCUUACUCUUGAACUCACAUGUGCUCUUCUGCCAUGAAGUGAAACUUAAAAAAAAAGCCUUUCUGUCACUUUGUCAGUCAUUCAUGGAUUCAAUGUUGGGGUUCCUUCAGUGUAGGAACAGGGAAGCUGUCUGUGAAAUUGAUUAGUCUGUACUUGGAAGUGCUGAAGUGAGUAUGCUGGACUCAAAAGAUUUGACCAACGACCACUAGAUGGUGCUGUGUAUAUAGCCACUCCCAGUUGCUCAUGAAUUAGGCAGUAUUAUUACAAUGGUAUAUGCAUUUUGUCAGUUAUCAUGCCAAAAAUGACCCGUGUAUUUAUUCAAAUAUAUUUGGCUCAUCUUUUCAUUGUUUUAUGUUCAAUAAGCACUGUAAGAAUUUACAAUAAACUCCUUGACAAAGUAAUAAUUUGAA
Messenger RNA from Esox lucius (northern pike), 1373 nucleotides. Its product is annotated as ras-related protein Rab-11B-like. Gene Ontology annotation, cellular component: recycling endosome. Gene Ontology annotation, molecular function: GTP binding; GTPase activity. NCBI's taxonomy places the organism in Eukaryota, Metazoa, Chordata, Actinopteri, Esociformes, Esocidae. Bases 152 to 805 code for a protein of 217 amino acids. The transcript has 5 exons. Gene Ontology annotation, biological process: regulated exocytosis; constitutive secretory pathway. The record is from RefSeq and is a predicted model, not a curated record.